Branchiostoma belcheri (Belcher's lancelet) is the source of this 1917-nucleotide messenger RNA. RefSeq names its product fatty acid hydroxylase domain-containing protein 2-like. Lineage: Eukaryota; Metazoa; Chordata; Leptocardii; Amphioxiformes; Branchiostomatidae. Bases 86 to 1081 code for a protein of 331 amino acids. Gene Ontology annotation, molecular function: C-4 methylsterol oxidase activity; iron ion binding. Gene Ontology annotation, biological process: sterol biosynthetic process. The transcript has 7 exons. The record is from RefSeq and is a predicted model, not a curated record.
CGGAAGAAAAACAACCAUUCUCAGUGAAAGAAAAAAUACCGUGCUUCACAUAGAGCAGAUACGCCUGAUGUCCUGAUCACUGAUCAUGAUUAACACUCAGAGUCAUCCGCGGCUCACCGCGACGCUAGCGGCGGUUGCUGUUGGGCUGGUCCUGGCGGCGUGGACGGCGGUGUCUCCCGGGUUAGUGGUCUGGUUGAAAGAGAACGUCGAGCCGCUUGUUGCGAACACCAGCUUGUGGAGGAAUUCCGGGACAUUUUUUCAGAGCCAAUGGGAGAAGGUCUACGACUGGUACGGCGGGAACGCCUAUCUACUGGGAACCCUGGGUAGUACCAAUGUGUAUGGCCUAACUUUUGUGGUUCUGAACUCCUUGUACCUGUACAUGGACAUCACGGGGCGACCGGCUGCCUUGGUCAAGUACAAGAUACAACCGGACGUCAAUACACCGCCGGUUGAGCCUGCCAUCCUGCGCAAGGUCGCACUCCAACUACCAAUCACCGCCCUCGUUACAUUUGUCGCCAUCUGCCUGGCCUGGCCCAUUCUGAUGUGGCGGGGGUGUGACUUUGGACGAGAGCUUCCGUCCCUUUGGAACGUUCUGGUGGACUUUCCCGCGCUGAUGCUGGGGGAAGAAGCCGGGUUCUACUUUUCUCACAGGAUUUUGCACCACCCGUACUUGUACAAGCGAAUUCACAAGAAGCACCACGAGCUAACGGCGCCCGUCAGUAUCGCAGCUCCGUACGCCUAUCCUGUAGAAUCGGUUUUCUCCGGGGUUCUUCCACCGCUGCUGGGACCACUGGUCACUGGUUGUCACGUGAGCACCAUCUGGUUGUUCGGCUGCUACGGUCUGUACAUCACCGUCACCGAUCAUUCCGGAUAUGACCUGCCCUUCAACGUCCGGUCUCCUGAGUUCCACGACUUCCAUCACUCUAGGUUCAAUUCUAACUUCGGCGUGUACGGUUUGCUAGACGGCCUGCUGGGGACCGACUCGGCCUACCGACAGUACAAGGCCGCGGCGCGUCACAAAACCCCAAAUGGUAUCACUCCGCCCUCGAACUCAAUCCCAAAUGGCAAGAAACGAAAGUAGUCUAUGAUUAUAACAACAAGAACAAAAGAGAAAAAAGGAUGGUAGGACGGAAAUGUGAUAACUACCCAAGCCAAAUAUUAAUGUAUUUAAAAAUGGAAUACAUAUAAUUAGUAAUUUGUCACUUUUUGACUAAGUUUAGUUAUGAUGUAACAAUUGAAACAUUGUGACUAUUACAAUAGAAGUAAAAAAUUGUACGUAAGAACAAUUUUAAGAUGAAAAAAUUCUUCUAAUACACUACUACUAUUGUCCUGAGGAAACUAGUACUAGUACUAGACUCUUUAUUGACUAAACAAAAAGUACAGGGACUUUUAUAUGGUCUUCUACAACUAAACAUCUAACAAAACUAAAUGGAUUUUUUGAAAAUAUCAUAACUUUGGUUUUGUCUUUGUUUAUUGAUAACUUCCGCAAGGAACAGAAUUGGUCGAGUAUUACAUGCACGCCAUCUGGCAGUAUUGAGAACAACUGCAGGGGGCAGACGUCUGACGACUAUACUAGUGAUGAGUAAGCAAGUUAGUAAACAAGUGCAUCUAUCGAACAGAUCUAGAUACGAACUAAAAAAAUCUGGCAUAUGGCACAAAGUAACAUUCUUAUGAAUCAUCAAUAUUAGUGAAAUAAAAGUGAUGUGCUUACAGCGCAAAUCUUGGACAGAACUUAGAGGGUAUGUGGUCAGCACAUUUUAGACGCCGCUGCACAAAUGAGUACACUUAAGAAUGUAUCCUAGGGCUCAUUGGUAUUCAGUCUUGCCUCGGGAUGUUGCAAGUGACCGGCCAGGUCAUCUUCAGCAAUAGGCGGAGAUAGUCAGCAAUAGUCAGCAAUAGUCUGAGAAUAUAUGUUAC